CUAAAAAGUCCACUUCUCAGCGAUGGCAGUCCAAGCCACCAGGAGUUUUUUUCUGUUAAUUGCGAUAUCACUUAGCAGUAUUUUCUUCUUUCUAUCAUGGGAACAUUCAGUAGAAAACGUCCGCUGGAAAACUUUCACUGGGAAAGUCAGACACAUGAAGGGAAACAUCUCGCAUGAAAAUAACGCAACACUCUCUGGAAACAAAGGGAACUCGACUCCAUGUCCUGCUGUGUUAACCACAAUACAACACAAAAGUUGUUUCAACAAAUCCAGUGACAACUCCAAAAAAACAUCAAAUGAAAACUUCUACAAAUGCACCUGCAGCUGAGACGCCAAUGCCCGUCCUCUACAAGAAAUCCUUCAAGAAGCUUCCAAAGUGGGAUUUUGAGGAUGUUUAUAACCAGGAUGGCCGUCCUGGACAGAGAACCUGUCCCCAGUCUCUGAGAAACUCAAAGGAUGAGAGCUUCAAGAAGGCUUUUCUUCCCAACAUACGUUUGUUUCUGCACAAAGACAACAUCAACAUGAGCGAAUGGAACCGACUUUCACAUUUUAACAAUCCUUUUGGUUUUAUGGAGUACAAGUAUGACGAUGUGAUGCCUUCACUGAAGCUGAUUCCAAAGCCAACAGAGCCUCUGCUCCAUCCAAAACCAGGAGGUGAUGGCUGUGUGCGCUGUGUCGUGGUGGGUACCGCAGGAAUCCUCAGUGGCUCCAAAGCCGGCGCAGAGAUCGACUCUCAUGAUUAUGUUUUCCGGAUGAAUGGGGCCUUGACCAAGGGUUUUGAGGAAGACGUAGGAAACAGAACAUCUGUGUACGUUCACACGGCCCACUCCAUCACUACAUCGCUAUAUUUGUUCAGGAAAUACGGCUACACAUCUGCCCCUCAUGAUGAGGGGAUAAAGUACGUCUUGAUUCCUGAAGGAAUGAGAGACUUCCAGUGGCUGGAGGGUCUUCUGAAAGGAGAAAGUGUUCGCGCCGGCCCGUACCACAAAAAACUGCCGAGGACAUACUACUCAGGGCAGUACAACGAGAGCCGCUUCUACGUUCUACAUCAAGACUUCCUCCGCUACGUACGAAACAGGUUCCUGUUGUCUCCUAAUCUUAAUGCUUCCUUCUGGCCAAUAGUCAGACCAACCAAUGGGGCUUUCACUCUCUUCCUAGCUCUGCACACCUGUGACAUAGUGAGUGCAUACGGAUUCAUGACAGAAGACUACAGCAAAUACUCCAACUACUACUUUGAGAAGGAGAUUAAAACCAAGGUCAUUUUCUACAGCAACCACGACUACAAUCUGGAGAAGAAUUUGUGGAAAAGUCUUCACGACAGGAAAAUACUUAAGCUAUAUCAGAAAUCUGAAUCAGGGACAGAAAAGCCGAAGCAACGUUAAUACAUCAAGAACUGAACAUGUGUUAAAGAGUUAUGAUGAUAUUGUGCAUGUAAUAAUGAAAUUCAUCUAGGGCACUAAACAGACUAGAGCCGCCUGUGAUUUCUGUUCAUCUAGCAAGUCCAUUCAAUCUGCUGAAGAAUCUCUGCUCUGGAGAGUGUCUGUCUGUUGUUGGACAGUCUUAUACUCUGUACUGUUGAGCUAUUUAAUACAGGGGAUAGUACACCAGUGACUUCUUAAUGUAAUUAAUGAACUUAUCUAUAAUACUACAUAAGCAGUAGCUAAUCAUUUCCAAGAGACAAGCUACUGCAGACUUGCACAUUGUGUCUUUACCUGGUUCAAAUUUUUUUAAUCAAAUAUUUUCAAUCAAAUGUUUUAAUCAAAUAUUUGAAAUAGGGAAGUUUCAUCAGAACCAAAAAGAAAACAUGUAAUUAUCUGUAAAAAUAAAAA
This is a messenger RNA of Mugil cephalus (flathead mullet), 1829 nucleotides long. RefSeq names its product alpha-N-acetylgalactosaminide alpha-2,6-sialyltransferase 1-like. The transcript has 9 exons. The record is from RefSeq and is a predicted model, not a curated record. Gene Ontology annotation, molecular function: sialyltransferase activity. The coding region runs from base 297 to 1382 and encodes 361 amino acids. Lineage: Eukaryota; Metazoa; Chordata; Actinopteri; Mugiliformes; Mugilidae.